Messenger RNA from Gekko japonicus, 7310 nucleotides. It is a transcript of the gene SPG11, whose product is annotated as spastic paraplegia 11 (autosomal recessive). Lineage: Eukaryota; Metazoa; Chordata; Lepidosauria; Squamata; Gekkonidae. The coding region runs from base 1 to 7254 and encodes 2417 amino acids. Gene Ontology annotation, biological process: axo-dendritic transport; axon extension; synaptic vesicle transport. The transcript has 40 exons. Gene Ontology annotation, cellular component: axon; dendrite; cytoplasm. The record is from RefSeq and is a predicted model, not a curated record.
AUGGCCGGGGCGCUGCCCGUCCUCCUGCUGCCUCUCCAGGCGCCGCCGGGGCCCCUCGCCCGGGCCAAGCUCAGCCGUCGCCAGGAGGCCCUGGCGGUCGCCUCCCCCGCCGCCCAGGAGCUGCGCUGGACCGGGCCUGGGUGGGAGGGAGGCGGCGGGAGCCGCCGGCCCGCCCUCGUCGCCCUGCCCGGCGUCUGCCAAGACUUUGUGUGGGAGAAUUCUGAAGACAAUGAUCCAACAGUGGACAAACUGAAACUACUGACUGUAAGCCAGACCAGGGAACUGUCUGUAUAUGAAGUUUUUCCCAAGGUUCGGAACUGUGAAGUGACGCUCGUGCACAGCUGCAGUGAAGACAGGCUAAUGAAGCUGGUUGAACAAAAAAACAUCAGUUUAGCGCCGGUCUCCUCGUUGAGAGUGCUCUCCUUUGAAAACAGCAGAGCUGUCCUGAUGCUCAACAACUUUAUUGUCGUGCGUCUUGGUUUUCCGGGAGGAGGACGGGAGGCCGAAGACCUGGAAGACUGUUUUUUCCUUGACCUGUCACCACAAGUUUUGGAAAGGAUCGUGGAUGUUUCCUUUUGCAGAGGCGUUAUCAUCUUGUUAGACAAGUCUGGGUGGAUAUAUGUCUUUGAUGCAAUAGAUGGAACGUAUCUGGCCUAUGUUGAUGUUGCCCUCUAUCAAGCAGAGGGGCCAGACGAGAAGAACCCGGCCAUCCUGUUACCCCUGACGUCGCUAACGGUCUCGCAUGAUCUCAGUGUUGCUGUGAUCACCAACUGCUCUGGCCACGCUGCGGCUGUUGACCUCGAUUUCUAUUUCAAAGAAUAUCCUGGACAUUUACUGUGUAAGAGAAACGUUGACAAUCUCCCUGUAGAGCAACUGAAGGAGAUGGAUGAGGAUGACCUUAGAAGCUCAGAGUACAGUAUGACAUUUGUGAACCAGGCAUUUCGGACAGACAGGUCCUGGAAGGCACACCUAGUUUCAUUAUAUGAAAAAGCUCAAAGGGUUUAUUCUCCGAAUUUGGUAGCUGAUGUUUACCUGCCUUGGUAUCAGCACCAUCUGCGUCUAGAGCACCGUGACUGUAAGACCCACGACACACCUGAGACCACCCUUGUCCGAGACGUCGCUGACGCCUUUUCCAACGCAAGAAGGAAAGAUCAUAAAAGCGCAAAGGAACGAGAUAGGCGGUGGAAGAGCCUGCAUUCAGGAGAGCGAGGAGACUGCGUGAAAACCGAGUGCAAAUCUGUGACAGGUUUCAGUGCCUUAUUCACCAUCUCAAGUGAGAGCGAAGGAUUGACUCUGGUUCUGUGGGAUUUGGAGACUCAAGAUCUUGUGCUCUCUCAUGUGGGCAAAAAUUCCUUCUUUGUAGAAUGUGGCCAAGAGGAGCACUUAAGUCUCAUUCUUUCAGAAGAAUUCUUAAAUAGACUGAUAAUCCAUGGAAGCGCUGGCACCGUGGAUUCUCUUUGCUGUCUCAACGGAUGGGGAAGGUGUUCUAUUCCCAUACACGCCUUAGAGGCCGGCUUGGAGAACCGUCAGCUGGACACUGUGGAUUUCUUUUUGAAGAACAAGGAGAAUCUUUUCAGCCUCUCUUCAACUUGUUCCUCGCAAGACCAAACGUCAAGUACCACGUCAGAUUUUUACUUGAAGAGCGUUGAAGAACUGCGGCCGGCCUUGGACUUGCUGUGUUUGGCAAUCCAGGAAAACGACCUGGAAGCUCAGAGCAAACACUUCUCCGAGCAGCUCCUGAGCCUCACUUUGAAUUUCCUUAACAAACAGCUCUGUGAGGUUUUUGUCCACAUGGAAGAACUGGACGAAAACCUGGAUGGAUGUGUGAACAUUUUAACCAGCUACAUCACUAAACUUCGGACAUUCAUGAUAAAGUUCCCACAUAAGCAUCCCAGCAUCCCAAGCACAGCCUGGGAUCUCGAGGAAGACGUGCCCGGAAUGCAGCAACGCCAGACGUGGGAGCCGUGCAGUACAGAGGAAAUUGUCGCCGAUGCUAUUUUGAACAAGAAGCUGCCGGAAGCACAGACCUUUUUCCGGAUGACCGGGAAUCCUGCUCAGAAGCUAGAGAGGCUGACGCAAAUAGGGCUGGACCUGGUGUACAGAAGCCUUCGGAAGGGCAAUGCCAAAGAAGCCUCCAAGCUCUUGACAAACAUGGGAUUCGACGUGAUGAAGCAGCUGCGUAGAAUAUGUUUCUACACCAAUGAACAGCCCGUCCGUGACUUCUUGGUGAAAGUGCUGCAGGAGGAAAAUUACUUUUCUGAGGCCGAAAAGGAAACCAUCAACUUUGUGUACCAGGUGGAGGAUGCCUACUCAGGGGUUUCUCGGGAGAAUGCGAAGAACACUCAGUCCAGGCAAUGGGUGAAGGAAAAGGAUCCGUCUGACCACACGGCUGCUUGGGAUGCCCUGAUGAAUUGUGGAAAGGACCGAGUUCAUAACGAAGAGCACAGAGUCAUGUUAAACUGGGCUCAGUCAUGGGAUCAAACCACCCGAGAGAUCGUUCUUCUCCCCACACGAUCCCCUGAAGGAUUUAAGUCAUGUCAUCCGGAGGUUCUUUGGAUGCAUUUGUCCUCCUGGCACGACUGGGGCAGCAUUCGUUCGUGGAUUGCAGACUGUCAGUCCCCGGCGGGUAGCAGCAUGAAGUGGCCAGCGCUGCCCACAGAGGCCCUUGACAGAGGUACCCUGUGCAGCAGUUACAUGAGAAACGAAAUACUGGACAGCCUGGCGAGAAACGGGGUUUUUGCACCGGCAGAACUGGAAGAUUUCCAGCGCCUUCUUCAAAGACUGGCUCACGCUGGAGGAGUGAUGCAGCGUCCGCAGCCCGUCUCUGGGUUCUCGUCCCCGGGGGGCUUAGAUUUCCACGCCUGCUUCGUCCUUUACUGUUUAGACCACGGGCUGAACCAUCUACUCUACACCUAUUUAGACUAUUAUCGCUUAUGUCCUUCAAACUGCCCCAUUUUGGGCGACCGGGCGCUUCACGAAGCUCACCCUUGGUUUGAAUUCCUUGUGCGGUGUCGAGACAUUGCCAGCAACCCCGGAGAUGCAGAGGUGAUUUUUCAGGCUAGUCUGGCAAAUGCCCAGAUCUUGAUUCCCAGUGACCAGGCCAGCGUGAGCACCAUGCUUCUGGAAGGACGGACGCUUCUGGCCCUUGCGGCCACAAUGUAUGCUCCGGGAGGUAUCGACCAGGUUCUUCAGAACGGGAGUGGAGGAGAGAGCCCCCCCAGGAAGGUGGACACCCAGCUGGUCAGGAUGGCCCUUGCUCCGUACCCCAAGCUCAAGGCCGCCCUCUUCUCUCCGCUGACCUCCCACGGGGGCACCUUGUCUUCCGACGUCUCUCUGUACCAUCUUGUCCAGGCAUUAGCUCCAUUUGAUCCUGCUAAAUUGUUUGGCUGGCAGCCGGCAAAUUCGCUCGCCAUGCCUGAUGCCAGCAGCACUCUUCCUCACUUCUCCUGCCCCAGCCUCAUCAACAAAUACGCUGUGAUCGAACAGCUGGACUUCUGCUACUACUUGCGACACGAGCGCCCCUCGUUCGCUUUUGGGACCUUCUUAGUCCAGCAGCUCAUAAAGAGCAAAACCCCAAAGCAGCUGGUCCAGCAGGCCGGCCACGAAGCCUAUGCUUUGGCCCUGUCUCUCUUCCAUGUCCCUUCCGUGGCUGCUGCCUGUGUCUGUUUUCUGGAAUUGCUGGGCCUCGAUAGCCUUAAGCUCCGGGUGGACGUCAAAGCGGCCAACGUGAUCUUGAGCUUCAUGUCUCGAAGAGAGGAGCCGCAGUACAACUCCAUCCGGGAGUCCUUGGUUGAAAAGCUGACAGAGCUAGUGAAGGGAGUCAAAACAGCCGCAGAAGAGCUCCUGGUUUGCUUGGAGGAAGCCGUUUGGGAUAAGGUCGAGCAUCAGAACAUCAAGAAGACGUCCAGCAGCGCCAGGAAGCAGUGGUCCUUGGUGGUCCAGUUCUGCAGGCUCCACAACCUCAGGCUGAACACCUCCUACCUGAAGGAGUGCGCCAGGUCGAACGAGUGGCUGCAGUUUAUUAUCGAGGCCCAGAUGUACAACUACCAGCCAGCUGAGGUCCUGGCCAUCCUCCCCGACUUCUCCCUCCCUCUGCAGGACCAUUUGAGGCUGGCCUUUGAGAGCCUGUGGCCCCUCCUCCCUCGGGCGGGGAGCCAGGGUAGCAGCCCCUGCAUACUGAGGCACGAGCAGAAGCCGGGCAGCCCCACGACGAGCGGUCUCUUCCACAUUCUGCUUCAGUGCCAGGACCAGCCCCACCCUUGGCGUUACCUCCUGGGCGAAACCCUGAAUCACCGCGCUCCUGUCCUGAGCGUGCUCGCGGCCUGCUUCCAGGACGCCAGCGUUCUCCACUGCCUCUGUGUUUGGAUCCUGACUUCUCUGGAUGGCUCCACGGCGGGUGACGUGACCGACCACAUCGAAGGCUCCGUUGAAACCCACGAGUGGGACCUUCAGGACUUGGCCACCCUCUGGCAGGCCCUUUUAAGGAGGCAGAAAGUUAGAACCCUUCUGAGUGGUUUCCGGCUCUUUCUGAAGGACUCUCCCUUGCUGACCGCUCUCGAGGUGUACGAAUGGUGCAUGGACUACAGAAAUUACCACGAAGCUCAGACCAAACUCCUUGAGCUCCAAGCAAGUCUUUCAAAACUCCAGGCCACCGAUGAAGAGUUGCCUCCCAUUCUGCCCGCGCCGUGGUUGAAGUCGCAGGUCUCGUUUCUUCUCGAGCUGAUGUUGCAGCAGUGCAGGACGCAAUAUGAGCUACGAAAACUCCUUCAGAUUUUUGCCGAUACAGACACUACUCUUCCUGGUGGGCCAAAUAUGAAGAAGCUGAGCGCACUCUGCCGGAUCCUGAAGGACUCGUCUAUCUCCAUCAGCCGUACCAUUCUCAGCGGUUACACGCCUGGGAAUUUCUCGAAUGAGUGCAGGAGAAUUCUGGAGCAGCUUCAGGAGAGGAGCUUGUUCUCUGUGGCGCGGGACGUGGCAGAACUGGCUGAGCUGCCGCUGGACCCUGUUGUUGUCCAAGAGAUGCUCCAGAAUCUGCAUCUCUUGAAGCAGGUUGGCCGCUGGCCUCAGAAGCAGACGAGGAUUGAAUUUUGGAAGAAGUGCCAUGAGACCUUUGUGAGGAAUUCCGUUUCGAAUCAGACAGCCUUUGAUUUCUUCUCCGCUCAGGCCGAAGCGGUGUCUGAGCCCGCGGACAGCGAGAGAAUGUCCGGUAUUCAGGAGAGGCGGCUUCUGCUCACGUUGGCUGGCCACUGGCUGGCCAGCAGUGAUCCCGUUCCACUUGAGGAACUGGAGGAGACAGAGAGAAAAAUCUGGCUCUGUCACAUCGCACAGCAUGCCCUGAGCCGGGGUUCCGAGCCAGCCAAGCAUCGAUUCUCUCACCCGAUUUCCAUGAGUGGUGAACUUUCCUUUGAAGCUUUGGCCAGAGAGUUCUCUUUUUCCAAGCUGCCUGCCCUGAGCGCCCCCAAGUGCCUGCGCCUCGAGAGCCUGCCUUCCCAGGAAGACGCCUCACGGGCCACCCUUCCCAACGCUGACGUGGAAUCGCUGAGGGUUUUGAUUGGGGGCCUUCUCGACGAGGGGAGCGUGCACGAAGCCAGCCGGGUGUGCCGGUACUUCAGCUUCUACAGUCGAGACGUGCUGCUGGUCUUGCACUGCAGAGCACUGGCAGCGGGGGAAGCCUUGGGCAGUGGCUGUCACCCCGAGAUUCAAGCCAUCCUUGCAGCGAGAGAAGAGGAGGAGGAGGAGGAAGGGGACGGGGAGCUUCAGAACAGGCGACUGCAGCCCACCUCGAGCCUGGAGUCCUGGUCCUUUGUGGGGGUCCCCGGUUCUGGCGAUAAGGUCGUAGGCAGCCUGCAGGCCCUGAUGGCCGAGUGCCUGCACGGGCGGAACUACUGCCGGCAGGUCCUCUGCCUCUACGAACUGUCCAAGGAGCUCGCCUGCCCCUUCAGCGAGAUCUCCGCCCAGGACGCUGAGAAGCUGCUGCGGGCCAUCCUGUCGUCUCAGCAGCCAGACAGGUGCAAAAAGGCGCAGGCGUUCAUCACCACCCAGGGCCUGGAGCCGGAGGCCGUGGCGGAGCUGGUGGCCGAGGAGGUCGUGCGGGAGCUGCUGGCCCCCGCACAAGGGGAAGGAGGGCAAAACUCAGUGCUGAAUCCGGCCGAGGAGACCCAGGCGUUCUUGCAGCUGGCCAAACUAUGCCAGGACUGUACUCUGGUGGGCAUGAAGCUUCUGGAUAAGAUUUCUUCUGUGCCCCACGGGGAGCUCGGCUGCACUGCAGAGCUGCUGAUCCUUGCCCACCGCUGCUUCAGCUUGACCUGCCACAUGGAAGGGAUCACUCGUGUCCUUCAAGCCGCCCGGCUGCUCACAGACGAACAUUUGGCACCCAGUGGGAAGUAUGGCCUCAUGGUUCGCCUCCUGACUGGAAUAGGCAGAUACAAUGAGAUGACCUACAUCUUCGACCUGCUGCACGAAAAACAUUAUUUUGAGGUGCUGAUGAGGAAGAAAUUGGAUCCGACCGGGACCCUCAAGACGGCCUUGCUGGACUACAUCAAGCGCUGUCGCCCGGGGGACAGCGAGAAGCACAACAUGAUUGCGCUCUGCUUCAGCAUGUGCCGGGAGAUCGGGGAGAACCACGAGGCGGCAGCCAAUGUGCAGCUGAAGCUCAUUGAGUCCCAGCCGUGGGAGGAGAGCCUCCAGGACAUUCCCAACCUGAAGAAGCGUCUGAUGAGGGCCCUGACCCUCUUCCUAGAUGCCGCCGAGAGCUACUCCAAGGACUCCUGCGUGCGCCAGUCCCUGCGCUGCAACAGGCUGACCAAGCUCAUCACGCUGCAGCUCCACUUCCUCCACACCGGCCACAGCGCCAGGCUGAUCAGCCUCCGCCAGCAGGACCUGCUCGAGUGUAUCGUGAACCUGCCCAGGUUCUACCAGGCUUCGAUCGUGGCCGAUGCCUACGACUACGUUCCGGACUGGUCGGAGGUCCUGUACCAGCAAGUGAUUGUCAAGGGUGACUUCAGCUACCUGGAGGAGUACAAGCAGCGAGGCCUGCUCAAGGCGAGCACCUUUGAGGACGUUGCUCGGAAGCUGAAGCAGCACCCCAGCAGCAGCGCGGCUCCUCUGAAGAACCUGAAGCGGCUGCUGACUUACUGCGAGGACAUCUAUGUAUACUACAAGCUGGCUUACGAUCACGAGCUGUAUGACGUGGUGACGAUGCUGCUGCAGGACCCCCAGACGGGCUCCUGCUUGAACGACCUUUUGGCAAACUAGGCCGGGCGUCGGACUGGCACAGGACAAGGGCCGCCCGUUCGCCUCUUCCUUUCCCC